CUAGUACACUGUCUCUACUCUCCACGGACUGUUCCAUCUAACUAAACUAAGAAAAGUCUCUGAUUCAAUCGAAUGUCCUCUCUCUCUCUCUCUGUCUCUCUCUCUCUCUGAUGCCAUUGUUUUCUCUCUCUGGAUUUUCAGUCUCCGCCCAGAAUAUAGCAGAGAUCUCUCAAAAUCACAACAUUCUUAGUCGAGGGAGAGCGUUGGCUUUAGCAUGCAACUUGGCUCCGGUAAAAAACAAAUAAAAAUAAAGAAGGGAGCGUCUCUGAUAGAGAGAGCAAGCGCCACGACACUAAUAAUAUAGAAUAAACAAAAGAAUAUUCAAGACACAAAAAAGAUCAUGCAAGAUAAUAUGAAGAAGCAGAAGCAGAAGCAGGUAGUGGUGGUGGCCAAUAAUGAAGAAUCUAAUAAGAAGAAGGAGCAUCGCAUUGUUAUGUGGACUCAAGAGGAGGAUGAUAUUCUGAGGGAGCAGGUUGGAAUCCAUGGAACUGAAAAUUGGGGUAUUAUUGCUUCUAAAUUCAAGGAUAAAACUACAAGACAGUGCAGAAGGAGAUGGUUCACUUACUUGAAUUCUGAUUUCAAGAAAGGGGGUUGGUCACCGGAGGAAGAUAUGCUCUUGUGUGAGGCUCAGAAACUAUUUGGUAACCGGUGGACAGAAAUAUCAAAGGUGGUUCCAGGCAGAACGGAUAAUGCUGUUAAGAACCGGUUCUCCACAUUGCGCAAAAAGAGAGCGAAAUAUGAAGCAUUAGCGAAAGAGAACCACACUUCAUACACCAAUUCAAAUAAUAAGAGGGUUAUUCUACAACAUGGAUAUGUUACAGAUUCAGCAUCAGAAUCUGGUGUGUCUACUAAGAAGAUGAGGAGGUCACAUAUUCCAGUGGUAGAAGAAAGGAUAAACUAUGGAGACAGAUUACAUAAACAAAAUGGAAGUCAGAUAAGUCAGCAGCCAAGAGCGCCAUUCGCCGUACUACCUCAGAACUCUCAUAAUGUCAACAACUUACCAGAUCAGCAUGAUAUCUGCAGUUUGAAGUUUAAUGGUUAUGGCCAAAACAAGUUGCAAGGGACAUUCCUCAAAAAGGACGAUCCAAAGAUAAACGCAUUGAUGCAACAAGCAGAGUUCCUAAGUUCAUUAGCUCUAAAAGUUGAUGCAGAGAACAUGGACCAAAGUCUAGAAAAUGCAUGGAAGGUUCUUCAAGAGUUUCUGAGACGAACCAAAGAGUCUGAUGGUCCGAGAUGUAAGGUUCCGGAUCUACAGCUUGUAGAUCUAGGAGAUUGGUUGGAGGAAUUGAAGAGUAAUAGUGAGAGAAUUCAACCAUGUUGGAGGAAAUUUAAAUCCAUUCAAAACACAAAGUCCUAUGAGGACUAUAGUUUCGGAUUGUAUUCUAGGCAAAUGGAAUUAUAUGAAGACUCUCCUGGCAGUUCUGAGUACAGCACAGGAUCAACUCUCCUCCCUCAUUUGGGUGCCGACAACUCGGAACACUCGCUGCAUCAGGAAAUUGAAACUGAACUCAAGUCAAUACACAUUGGAGAUCAAAAGGAAUGUGAGCAAGGUGUUCUUUCUACUGCAACUUUGGAUCAAGAUGUUUUCGCAUUAAAUAAGGAUCGGAUGAACAAAGAUGGCAUUGUUUCUGCCUCAUCAAUGACAGAGUUCAGUUCCCCUCCUCAAGUUACACCUCUGUUCAGAUCCUUGGCUGCAGGAAUUCCUAGCCCUCAAUUUUCGGAAAGCGAGAGGAACUUCCUCAUGAAAACACUUGGAAUGGAAUCUCCAUCCCUCAACAACAUAAGCUUAAACCCCUCGCAACCACCACUCUGCAAAAGAGCCCUGCUACAAAGCCUAUAAUCUCAUUCUCUAAUCCUUCUAAACUACAAAUAUCUACAUGUCCUUCUCUCUUCUUCACCCUUGGCAAAUCCGGCUUUGCCGAGUUCUCCUUUUACCUCAUUCGAGGAAAAAAAUUGCAGUUUUGGUAAGCCUGAAAAGUUUUGAAAGCCAUUUACCCUCCAUCGUCCUCCCAAAAUGUUACGGCACAUUCUGAGAGGAUCUUUAAAACAUGUCUAACACUAUCCAUGCACAAAAAAAAGUGCGCAUGGUGUGUCAUUCUUUUUGGUUUUGUUCUGGGUUUGUUUUUUAUCCAAUCCAGCUUUUUCUCUUUGGUUUGCUUUUCUUUCUUUUUUUUUGUACAGAGAAUGCUGUGUGAUUACUUCGUCGUCCGGAGUGUGUGUAUACAUCGGCAAAUCGCCAUCCCUACUACAUAUAAUGAACAGAGAGACAUAGAUAGAAGAGAGGAAAAAAAUGAAAAAGAAAAAAAAAAGAAGAGAGUAAAAGGAUUAACCAGUAGGAAAUUGGAUUCCUAUUUGUUAUUUUGGGUGUGCAUAGGUCAUAGAAUAAGAUUAUUCUUUUUUUCUUUAUUUGGUUCUGAUGUACUGAAUCAUAAUAUAGAUUGGAGUGGAAAUGCAUUUGGCUUUGGUGUGCAAAA
Molecule: messenger RNA, 2474 nt
Organism: Arachis ipaensis
Lineage: Eukaryota; Viridiplantae; Streptophyta; Magnoliopsida; Fabales; Fabaceae
Product: transcription factor MYB124
Biological process (GO): regulation of DNA-templated transcription
Cellular component (GO): nucleus
Molecular function (GO): RNA polymerase II cis-regulatory region sequence-specific DNA binding; DNA-binding transcription factor activity, RNA polymerase II-specific
Source: RefSeq, a predicted model, not a curated record